Messenger RNA from Glarea lozoyensis ATCC 20868, 1095 nucleotides. RefSeq lists its product as uncharacterized. The transcript has 3 exons. The record is from RefSeq and is a predicted model, not a curated record. The coding region runs from base 1 to 1095 and encodes 364 amino acids. Lineage: Eukaryota; Fungi; Ascomycota; Leotiomycetes; Helotiales; Helotiaceae.
AUGGCGAGUCGAUCGUUCCAAAAGCCGGCGUCAUACUUGGCGAGUGCAGCACAACAGAAGCCCAGUCGAAGUCCGAGGCCAUCUUUCAAUCGCACCGGGUCUGCAUCCUCCACGGCGUCUACGAGGAGUGAAGAUGGAUUUGUCGCUACAUUACGCUCGUUGAAUAUCAGAGACAGCAGUGAUGGAGAAGGGGAACACCUGGCCUCACGAGGUCGAACUACUGGCAAUACUAGCAGCCCCGUAUUACGGCCAAGACAGCCGGUCCAAGGCACCCCGUCUAAAAAGAGGAGCAAACCCAUAUCAAUCGAAGUCCCCAAGAGAAAUACUCCUUCAAGCUACACACCAUUAACAGGACGAGGAGAAAACGUAAAAGGAGGCUACUUCCCCGAAUUCGACGAUAUUCAGCAAAAGUACCGACAUAAUCCGUUUGCACACAUAAGUGGCUUUCCAGGUCCAGUUCCUCCUGUUCCACAACCCUCACCAGGCGCCUCAACUCCAAUGUCUCCUUCAAAUAUGUCUGCUAGCUCUUCACAGGCGUCUCCCUCAGAGGCAACCCCCAAAGCUCCCGGCCUCGCUCUGAGUCCUUUCAACUUCCGACCUUCACCGACUCUCGACGGUUUUGCUAUUCCAAAGGGAAAGUAUUAUCCUUCGAAUUAUGUAUCACCAGAAGCUUCUCGUACCACCACGCCAGGGCUAUCAAGUGCACCGGCGCCACCAACAACCUUACAAAUCCCGGCCUUGGCCUCUCAAAACAAGAAGAACAGAAAUGCUAUGCAGGACCGCACAAGUGACGAUGUCAAGAGGAAGGUUCAGAAAUACCAAAGGGACAUGCUUGCCCAGGCUCAACACCGUACGCCUCGUGAUCCCACCAAACAAGUCGUCGUUCCAGAACCUACCAGUGCCAGACUUUUACCAAUAGGUAGUCCAGGGCCGAUUAAUACUCCACUGGAGUUGGAUGAAUCUGAUGGUUAUCUCGUUGCUGGAAGUCGUGCCCACGGAGAUGGUUUCAUGACGCAAGGCCGUGAUCGACAACAAAAUAUGGUUGAUGCCAUGAUCAUUAUGGAGCGUAGUCGUACGCACAGCAGUGGUCUAUGA